Molecule: messenger RNA, 978 nt
Organism: Impatiens glandulifera
Lineage: Eukaryota; Viridiplantae; Streptophyta; Magnoliopsida; Ericales; Balsaminaceae
Product: lipase-like
Exons: 8
Coding region: 1-978 (325 amino acids)
Biological process (GO): lipid metabolic process
Source: RefSeq, a predicted model, not a curated record
AUGGCAGUAUGUGAGAGUGAUUGUACAAUAAACGAGACGAAGAAUCAGGAGGAUGAUUAUGCUGUAUACAAUCGAUCUCUUGCAGUGACAUUAGCACACUAUGCUUCUGCAGUAUAUAUUUCAGAUUUAAUGGGACUAUUUAAUUGGACAUGUUCUAGAUGCAUAAAGACAAAUGGGUUCGUAAUGAUAGAUUUAAUCGUUGAUGUUGAUAACUGCUUGCAGGCAUUUGUUGGUUUUGCAAAGAGUUUAAAUGCUGUUAUCAUUGCAUUCAGAGGAACUCAAUUAAAAAGCAUACAGAAUUGGAUGACAGAUCUAAACUGGUGUCUGUCUGAUUUAGAUUACCCAGACUCGUCUGAAGCAAAGGUGCACCAUGGAUUUUAUUCGGCUUACCAUGACACAAGCAUGCGCCCUGCAGUUGUAAAAGCUGUCAGAAAAGCGAAUUUAAUGUAUGGAGCAAACAUUAAUGUUUUCGUCACUGGGCAUUCAAUGGGAGGAGCAAUGGCUUCAUUUUGUGCAUUAGAUCUCAAGAUGACAGGUUUAGCUAAAAAUAUUCAAGUUUGUACAUAUGGAAUGCCUCGAAUUGGAAAUGCCGAAUUCGCAACAUUCUAUAGUCAACAUGUUCCCGACACAAUAAGGGUAACAAGCGAACGUGACAUUGUGCCUCAUUUACCCCCAAAUUAUCCUACUCAUUAUAGGAAUUAUCGUCACUUCCCAAGAGAGGUAUGGAUUCAUAAAGUUGAAAACGAUUGUUCAGUUAACAUUAUCGAGACUGUUUGUGACGAAUCUGGUGAAGACCCUUGUUGCAGUAGAUCGUUGAUCCGCUACAGUUUAUUCAACCACAUGUAUUAUUAUGGACUUAGUAUGGCAGAUCACCAUCCUAAAGUAUGUCACAUUGUGAUUGAUCCUGGUUUGGAUAAUUUUACCACAAGUGACAGUUAUGGAAAUUUCAUCUUUUCUCGAACCCCUACCAAUAUUUAG